CCUACUGCGUUGUGAACUGAUCGCGUGAGUACCUAACAACUUGUGUGGAGGCGGUUGCUGCGAACAACUCCUGUUAGCUUCCGGCAAAAUAAAGCGCUUUACGAAAAUUAGCAAGAGAUUAGCGCCUUUUAUGGAAACGCUUGCAGUGUUGGACGGUUGGAUUGAACACUUUUGUUAUAUUUUAGAUGAUUUUCGAUGGUUUUGGAAGAAAUAGCCUUGACUGCGAAGGGAAAAAACAUGUUUUUGUUUGUUUUGUUUUUAACUUGGAAACUUGUUACAUGCUUGCUAAUGCUAUGCUUAUAUGUUCCUUAGCUUUUAGAGUCUACUUUGUUCGUUUUAUAGUUGGUCUGAAUAUGCUUUUUUUUCCCUUCAAACUGCUUUUACCGCUAACCUCGAAUAUUAUUUCCCUAUCACUAUUUUCCACGGAUUUUUGGUCGAUGCAUUCUUUCUCAUUCCCCUGGUUUCCAUCCAGUUUGUUCGAAGUCUGCCAAUGUUUGUUCUUUUCUCAUAGAAUGAAAUUCAUGGCUCAAAUUACUGAAGUGCCAUGUGUCUUGUAGUGACGAGUGCUGACACUGUAAUCGACAAAGCUAUAACAAAACAAAAAUUACAAAUAGAAAACUCUUGCUGACUAAAAGUGAGUCUUUCCCUUUUUUAAACUUUGUUUUGCCAUAUGCCAGGUUUCUCCAACUAAAUGUUUAAACAUGGCAUGGGUCGCCACUGAGCUUUCAUUAAAAAAUCUCUUUGCCCCCCGGCUUGAACAGGUCGCGUGUUUGACAGAAAAACGGGUGGUGGUCGCUUCUAAGAAUAACUCAAGGUCACGUUAUUUAAAGUCCUCCUACGUUUCAGUCAAAUUUAACUACUCGCCAACGACGAGAGCAUUUAGACGCACGAUUUUUUUUUCCACCAGGCUGAAAUUGCCGAUUCGAGAUUCAAUGUUGGAAGAAGGGUCUUCGUUUCGGAGCGUUUCUGCGCUGAAAAUGCCGGGGAAGUGCCUCGAGAAUCAAAACUCCCAGAAGAAACGAGAUCCGUCGUGGCCUGGGAACCCGUCGAAACGACAUCGAGAUCGACUUAACGCCGAGCUGGAUAACCUGGCGAGGUUGCUGCCGUUCCCUGAGGAAAUCGUCACGAAACUCGAUAAAAUUUCUAUUCUCAGACUCACAGUGAGCUAUUUGAGGGCCAAGAGUUUCUUCCAAGUUUCGAAUGGCAGACAUGGGAAAGAAGAAACUUGUGAGGAACUUGUCAGGGAAGUUGAGGGAAAUGGUGUCUUCUCGCAGCUCUCUCUAGAGGUGAGGAGAAAAAAUAUAAAUUACCAUGUGGCUGCUGUCAUUCACCAAAGCAUGUUCAAGUUUUUACAUAUUGAUGACCAGGAUAUGGUAAAAUCCAAUCUGGCCUGGCCAAAGCUUAAUGGCAAAAAGAUUAAAAUGAGAAGUGAAGAAAAAGAUGGUGAAGUAUCAAGUGAUGAUAUAAAAACAGGUUCAGAUGACAAUGACAGUCUUAACCGUUCAUUUACCUGUCGCAUGAAGUGCACUCUGAAUCAUGGUGGUGGAUUUUACAAGCUAUUCAGAUUAUCUGGCCGUCUGAGAGAAAUCCACACUCGCAAGCGAGACAGCCAAGUUGUUGAGUAUGGCAUUUUUGCUAUUUGCUCACCAGCAAGCAGUACACAUUCACACCAUGCAGCAUCAAGCAUUAAAAAAGAGGUUGCCCUGACUGCUCAGAAGAGACUGGAGAGAUCCAACAGUGAACCAGUUUGUGUCAGGAGAACUGGCUUGCCUUUGACGGGCAUGUUGCAUUCUAUGCCCAUCAACCGUCAUUUCUCAGUGGCUGACACUCGCUCUGCUGCUGUCAGUCCUUUAGAAUCUCCUACAACAUCCACUGACUCGGGUCACCCAUCCCCUGAUUCCAGUCAAGGGGGAAAGAUGUUAUUGACAGACUCGGACAUACGAAGUGACAGCAGUGAAGUUUCUCCGCCAUCAAGCAGCAACUCCCAAGAUGUUGAUGGGAGGCUGCUAGCUUCUGAUCGACUAAUGUCUGCCAUCAACAACCCAUUCAUGAAUGUCCAUGGGAUUGAUCGCAAAAGAGCGGCCCAUUUCAUGGAGUCCAGGAGAACUGAUGAUAAAGACCCAACAAAGAAGCGGUCUCGCAGUUUAGCUGAUGCCAGUGAGCUAUUCUUAAGAGAUGGUACAGAUCCCAGAUCCUUGUUCUUCCGAAAUAACCUACCCUCUAUUCCUGAAGUUAAAGUGGAAAAUGGCAAGAAAAGCGAGGAGUGUUCACAUGACAUGCCCAUUAGAAGGCCACUGAACAACCCUGACAGCAGGUUAGAUGCUGCUCAGGGCCUUGUGAAUCUCGGCAACAUGGCUUCCCAGUUUCCUGGGCUUUGUGCCUUUCCUCCUGAGUUUAUGUAUCCUGAUGUCAUGUUUCCACGUGUUGAUAUGCUCCAUGAUCUGCAGCACCUCAGAAAUCCAUUUGACAUCCACAAUGCAUGCUGCUUUGGAAGUGACCCAUACACCGCUGCCUUGGCUAUGAGGCGAUGGCUAAGUAAUCCAGACAUGUUCCGUUCUCAAUUGAAUCCACUCUUAGCAGCUCAAGCAGGCCUUCUGACCCCAGCUGAGAGGCUACGCUUCUUAAAGUUUCCAUUUGGCUACCUGUCACCAUUCCCCAGUCCAUCUCCAUUCGAUCUUGGAACUGCAGCGGCUGCUGCUGCAGGGCUUACAGAGAGGAACCUACCUGAGUACUCCUUGAGGAGCCUCUACCAGAAUGGUCUGGGUCCUGACAUGGCCAGGAGUAAUGCGUCAAAAGAAGCAGAACAGUGGCAUUCUCCAUCCACAGAGAAACAGGUUAUGGAUGGCAGCAGCUCACCAGUAAGCAAGAGAAAAAGCCCUGAGCGUGGUCUAUCAGCCAAGAAGGAUCUAGUCCACAACAGUACUGAGAAAGAGUCAGACAAUGCUAAGGAGGAGUUAUUUGAAGAAAAGAAAAAGUUGGCAAAGGCUAGUAGCACUUCAGAGGAUGAGGAUGAUGAAGAAGAAAAAGUGGAUGUGGUGGGUGGAGUCAAGCCAGCAUCUGGGCUGCGUCAGACAUUUGUUGGAAUUCAGGAAGAGUUCAAUAGCCGACUGGAAAACUUAAACAUGUCAUUUGCCAGAUCCUUGGAUCAAAACAUGACUUGUCCUUAAACAGAGUAAGUCUAAAGGGUCGAUUUAGAUGCUUACAAAUAUGAUUGCUGUGUGGGUCAUGUUUAUGGUAUUACGUGUGUUUAAUUUACAGGCAUGCAUGUUUUUUUCGUGACAGCCAUAAACAGCUUGUGUCGUUGACAUGUUUUUAGCAUGUCCCAUGCAACUUGUAAGCAAAAGGUUGUACUAAAUCGGCCCUGAAGUGUUUGACAUAAUGAAAUGCUGCACUGUAGGUGUCAAGAGAGAUCUUUGGGUCAACUUUUGUUAGACUUUACAUGAAGUACUUGGUUCAAUUUUGACCUUGAGUUAAGAACUAAAACUUCUCCUCCUUAACCCCAAAAUGAGAAGAAAUGGGGUAUUUUCACUACACCAGUUUCUCUUGAAAGAUAUCCUUCAACCAGUUUACAUUGGUGUCAAUCUAUCUGUCUGCCCAUCUGGCCAUCUGUCUGUUUUCUGAUCUUGUUCUUGUAUACAUGUGCCUAAUGACAUAGCAAAAGCAGUCAAAGCCAUUUUGCAAUUUAAGACCCAGAGAUCUUUCUUACUCCUUUAGGAGGCAUUUGCUUUUUUGAACUUGUCUCAUGGUCACAUUUUUAUGAUUUUGUUUGUGAUCAGAAAAGUAGUUUGAUUUCAUGCAAGUAGAUGAACAGAAGCAGUGAGUGUUAGCAAGCAGAGCACAUGAGAUUUUCCUUGCAACAUAAUGUGGCAAUGUUAGAUCUGUAGGUUUAAGGAUUACAUGUUUGAAAUCAAGGCCUGUUUGGGAGGCCUUGUGCUUCGCAGAAAUUAUGAUUGAGUGGUUCGGUGAUUGGGAAUCUCUGUGACAAGUCACAGAAAUGUAUUGGGAAUACAUGUUUCUGCUCAAAUGAGUGUAUACUUUAAAUACGAUUAGUAGCUGUUAGGCUAGUAGAUCAGGGAUUUAAUAAAUACCCAUUCAGUAGAUCUGGGUUUGGCCCCGCCUUGCUGAUUAGGGCGUGGCAGACAUACCACAUGUACUUCUUAGCUUAGGUCCCAGGUCAUCUUUGGAUGCAUCGUCUGCAAAGUACUGGGUACCAAGGCACAUAUUCUGCAUUGCUCAGGCAGUGCAUUGGGAUCAAAUGGUGGAAAGUAUCAGAAAAAAGUUCACUGGUAAACUGAAUAUGUUGACCAAGGAAUUUUGACUGGCAUGUGCCUCUAAAUUUUACAAUAGAAAAAGACUCUGGUCAGAGAUCGUUGGGAAUAAAUGUUGGGAAUAAAUGUUGGAAAAGUGAAUCAACCGACUUAGGUCUGUUUUGGGGGAAAAUGAUUUAAAUUCCCAUUAAACCACUUGUACUUCUUAAUAUGACAGCAAUGAUUGUUGCUGGCUACCAAUCAGAGUGACCAAUGAAUUCACUAAAGAUUGCAAUACCCCAAUGAACAAUUAAAAUUGUUCAAUAUAUCAAUAUUUCAUGCUCCAGUUGUCUACCAGCUCCUACCUAUUGUAAGAAAAAAAAUUCAUUGCCCGACAUAGCGGGCUCAGUUUUAAAGAAAACUUGCUGCUUUUGCUUGUUUUGUUAUUUUUGUUACUAAUCCAAAUUUAUCGGCCCUUGUGAAAAACCACUGUUAUCUUCAUGGUAAUUUGUGGCCUGAUAAUGGGAUGAUUUUUGUUAAGAGCAUGGAACAUUGGGUCAUCUUUUGUAAUGAGUUAGUUUUGUUGCAGUUGUUUUAGAAUGCAGCAUUUUCACUACAGCCGCGAUAUAUACAUGUACAGAGCAGAGCCCUGUGUUUAUUCAAAGUAGCUUUCAUACUUACUAAAAUAUAGCUAGUGUUAAUAAGUAAUCUGGCAUUUUGUCAUUUUGUUUUGCGUGAUCAUGUACAGUAUAUUAUGCAGUAUUCAUUUACAAGUUGUGGAGCUCAUAGUUAGAUUUUAAAGCUCCAAUGAAAGCCUUUUCUUGCAAAAACAGUUAGCAGGUGUAGCUUACUUAGAGAAGUACAUUCCAGCGAGAAAUCAAUAUGUAAUUGUAACAAUCAAUCAGGGAAAAUCUUGAGACCAACACAAAAUUACAUUCACGAUUUCUCUGCUGAACUGUACAAUGCAGUCUUCAUUAUUACUCAUUGUAUGAUAAGUAUAAUUGUAUUCAUAGCAAUUUUGAAGGUGAGGCCUACUUGUUGCUGAUGUAAUUACCUCCAAAAGUAGUGAUUGUUUUGACCUCGCCUAAGCGGAAGUCCUAUCCAGUUUCUCAAGCAACCAAUCGCAGAAUGCGUAAACGAGCGCGAAACGCGUUUGAAACGCGUGUAAAACGCGGUCGCUGUUGUACGAUUCUGUAAAUUUACUCUUUUCCAGAUUUCUUUAGUUAGGCUUGUAAACAGGUUGCAAUUCGGAUAUUUUGUUUUUGAUAUAAUUACUCCAGCAUUGAUUUUUGGGGACUUCUGGACAUAUCCUCAUGUUAUUUAGGUAUGGUCUUGUGGAAUAUUUUUUUGAUUGCUUGUUAUAGGUAUACAUGUAGAAGUCCUUCCUUUUGCUCACUGGCUAGCUAUGUCUUAGCAGGGUUCCUUUCUUUAGUGUUAUUUUCAAGAACGUUUAGUUUGUUAUUUGUAGCCUUUUCGUAAUAUUUUCUUGUUGUUGUUGUCUUUGAUGUAGGCAGGAUUUCCCUUUAUUGAAGUAUAAGGGAUGGUUUUUCAGUAUCACUUUUUGCUCCUGCCUUAGUGUAUUUUAUCCAUCUUUUUGUGAUGGUGUGCUGACUGUUUUUUUUUUUUGGCCUUGAAGAUGAGAUGGUUAUGAUGUAAGCACCUUGAGCAGAAGGGAGGAACGUCAAUAUAUUUUUUAGCAGAUUUAGGAAGCGGGCUGCUAUAUAAAGCCGAGCUGUUGUUUUAAUGAGAUAUGUACACCACCUAGUGGUCAAUCAAGUUUUGAGAUUAAAAAAAAAAGACAUUUAUAGUAUAGAGUAUCAAUAUCGAAUGCAGAAUACGGACGACCUUGUAGUGUGUAAGAUUCCUCAGUAAAAUAUAUAUCCAUAUGUAUCUUCAUUUACCUUAUGUUUAGAAAGGGUAGACACUAUUGUAUGUGGUGAAUAAAGCUUUUAGCGCUUGUAACUGG
Molecule: messenger RNA, 6213 nt
Organism: Orbicella faveolata
Lineage: Eukaryota; Metazoa; Cnidaria; Anthozoa; Scleractinia; Merulinidae
Biological process (GO): regulation of transcription by RNA polymerase II
Cellular component (GO): transcription regulator complex; nucleus; cytoplasm
Molecular function (GO): protein dimerization activity; DNA-binding transcription factor activity, RNA polymerase II-specific; RNA polymerase II transcription regulatory region sequence-specific DNA binding
Source: RefSeq, a predicted model, not a curated record